GGGAGCUAUCAGAUCCAUAAAUAGUGGGCAAGAGGUUGGGAUUUAAAACCUAUCUAGAAGGCCUUUGUCCUUUCUGAGUGGAUCGUACAACUUGACAAGGUGACAAGACGCUUCAAACACGCAAGUGUGUUAUUUUUUCUCCAUCGCCUGGUUGGAGAAGUGUGGCUGGGCGGUGCUCGUCACAGUGUACGCCCCGCCCGCCGUCGGGCCGCCCGGAAGCCGUGACAGCAGCUCUUCGUACCCGACGCCGCUGUCCGACUAGGUGCUGUGUUAUCCCAGCGUCUCCGGUCGCCUGGGCGUCUAUGGAUCUGCUAAUAUAACAUAAACGCGACACAUAGGUGGACGUUAUCUCCUGUAUUAUCUCCGAGGGUAGCCAUGCUAGCUAACUUUUUCUCUUGGGAUCUGGAAUGCUGGUUUUCCACUCUGUAAGUCUUCCAAGGGAAGGAAACAAACGAAUACUCAUCACAGCCACCCAGGGGGAAGGAAGGGGAAAAAAAAAACAAUAAAAUGAAGACCGACACGGGGACGAGAAUCUGAGUUUUGUUUGUCACCAGUGGAACAGCUAGCUAGUAAGCUAGCUCGCCUGCCAGCCGGCUUGGAAGUGACAAUAGUGGGGCCAUGGCUGGGCUGAUCAAGAAGCAGAUCCUGAAGCAUCUCUCCAGGUUUGCUAAGAACCUGUCCCCGGACAAGAUCAACCUGAGCACGCUAAAGGGAGAGGGCCAGCUGACCAACCUAGAGCUGGACGAGGAGGUGCUGCAGAGCCUGCUCGACCUACCAACCUGGCUGGCCAUCAACCGCGUGGGCUGCAACAAAGCCGCCAUCAGGAUACCGUGGACAAAACUGAAGACCCACCCAAUCUCAUUGACUCUGGAUAAGGUGGUGAUGGAGAUGAGCACCUGUGAUGAGCCCCGCCCCCCCAACGGCCCAUCACCCAUAGCAACAGCCUCAGGACAAAGUGAGUAUGGCUUUGCUGAGAAGGUGGUGGAGGGCAUUUCCCUGUCUAUCAACUCCAUAGUGAUCAGGAUCAGUGCCAAAGCCUUCAACGCUUCCUUCGAGCUCUCCCAGCUCCAGGUCUACAGUGUCAACACCAGCUGGAGCAUCAGCGACCUGCGUUUCACUCGCAUCCAGGACCCCCAGAGGGGAGAGAUAUUGACCUUUAAAGAGAUCAGCUGGCAGAUGAUCCGCAUCGAGGCAGAUGCCAUCCAGAGUAGCGAGCACGAGAUGCUGAGUGCUCCCAUCCGCCUCAUCACCAAUCAGUCCAAGAUCAGAGUCACUCUCAAGAGACGGAUGAAGGACUGUAAUGUGGUGGCCUCCAAGCUGAUUCUGAUCCUGGAUGACCUGCUGUGGGUGUUGACUGACUCCCAGCUUAAAGCCAUGGUGCAAUACGCCAAGUCUUUAAGCGAGGCAAUGGAGAAGUCUGCUCAGCAGAGGAAGAGCAUGGCCACUGAAGACCAGGUGUCGUCGGCACCCCCCUCCACCCAGCAGGUGCGCACCCAGCAGGCGUCUGCGGCUGCCGACCAGAGCGCCAGCAUGGCUAAACUGUUCAGCGCCUAUGAUGUGUGUGAGACCUCCCACCACCUCCAGAUCACGCACCUUGACCUGCACAUCUGUGAUGACAUCCACGCCAAGGAUAAAGUGACCAAUAAGAGGAUAACUGGAGGAGCUAUGCAGCUAUCGUUUAGCCUCAUCACACUGGACUACUACCCCUUCCACAGAGCAGGAGAUAGCUGUGUCCACUGGAUGCACUACAGCGAAGCCACCAAGGCCAGGGAGGGAUGGGCCCGGAGCCUGCUGGAUGAGUUCAAGUCCAACGUAGAGAUGCUGAAGAGUGCUGUCAGGGACCAGCAGGGCACCACCGCCACACACAGCUCCCCACAACAUGGUAAGAUAACUACAUCUUCCAGUUCCUUCAGCCCUCCCCCUCAGAGCCCCAAGACGCAGCUGAUGUCGAGCUCUGUUGUUCUCAGGAUGGCUGACUUCAGCAUCUACCAGGUGUCCACAGCCGACCAGCGGCGUUCCAGCCCUAAGGCCAUGAUCUCCUGCAAUAAGAAAUCCCUGUACCUUCCCCCAGAGAUGCCUGCCAUCCACGUCGAGUUCACAGAGUACUACUUUCCAGAUGGAAAAGACUACCCAAUCCCGUGUCCCAACUUGUACGUCCAGCUGAAUGCCCUGCAGCUGGUGCUGGACCCUCGCAGCCUCGUGUGGAUCAACCUGUUUGGCCUGGACCUCAGGCAGAGUCUGGAGCAGUUCAUGGAGCUUUACAAACUCAACGACUCGCAGAAGCCCGACGAGCACGUUGACAUCCGGGUGGAUGGCCUCAUGUUAAAGCUGGUGAUUCCCACUGACAGGGAUCCAUCCUGCCCCCCUGACCUGCCCCACUCCAUCUCUGUGCAGACCUCAGAGAUGGUGGCCACCAACACCCGCCACCCAGCAAACUGCACCCGCUCCCACCUCGAGGCCCUGCUGCAAGCCUUCCAGGAGGAGUCCUUCUUCUCCUCCUCUUUCUCCUCAUUCCCUCGCUCCAUCUCCUCUUUUUCCCUACUACACCCUGUCUUUCAGCGUCAUGCUCAUGAACAAGACACCAGGCUGCACGACAUAUACAGGGGCCUGGUGGUGCCCACCAUGGGGACUGAUGCCCUCAAAAUGCCUGCAGCCAUUGACUUGUGGGCACUGCACUUUGCCCAGUUCUGGGUGGACUACGAGGGCACGCGGGGUGGUAAGGGGCGCCCCCAGCCCUUUGUGGACUCCUUCCCCCUCACCAUCUGGGCGUGUCAGCCUGCGCGACACACCCAGCAUCAGGAGAGGUUGAGAGGAGGGGUUGGAGCAGAGCAGGGAACGCCCCGCUCAACGGAGCUGUCCAGGAGCGCCUCUGUAGAGACUGUGGCACGCCUGCAGAGGAAACGGUUACUGAAGGAGUACUACAGCACUGAUGGAGAGCCAGCAGAGUCUCACACCAACAGCACAACGCUCCCACCCAGCAAUGGACUCCACAAACCCCUCUCACUGGACAUUUUGUCCUCCUCAUCCUUCUCAUCGUCUGCAAGUAGAGACAGUGAUAUGCAUAUGUUGGUGCAUGUGCAGAAGCAUUUGAGUGCUCAGGUAAGCCAUAGGCAGUACAUGUUUCUGAUGCGUCUACAGCGCAGCAUCAAAGCGCUGCAGCAAACGCUGCAACAGGACAUAGAGGAGAUGGGCUCCAAGAAAGACCGUAAAGACUCCUCCUCACAGCACUCGGCUGACCACAAGCCUUUCAGCGUCUGCCUUAGCCUCCUGCUGAAAAGUGCAGAGGUAUCUCUGCUCCUGAAGCCCAUCCCUCAGCCCGAAGGCUCGGGUUCCCCAUUGGGGUCAGAACUCUCCCCGUCAGAGAGCAGAGGAACUCUGGAGCCAGGCAGCGACUCGGCAGAGGGGGGAGAAAGGCGGGUCGACAGGGCCGGAUGUGGGACAGCUAAAGGGGUUUGCAAUGUAGACCAGCUGCUGUGCGGGGGAGGGACAGAAGGUGGGGCCACACAGGGUCCCGCCCCCCUCAUCCCCACAUCCACGUCCACCUCCCGUCCCAACCCAAACCGCAAAGCCUCAUUAGAGGAGAGGACUUCAGCUAAGAACCUUGGGAGGUGGGGUUCUGAGGAAGGGGGCGAGGUGAUGGUGGAUGGUCGGACUGGGGGUGAUGAGCCAGAUGCUGGAGCAGACACCAGAACCCAGACAGGUGACCCCCUCCCUGAUCCCCUCUCCACCAAAGACUGGAAUGACAAAGACAAGGCCACAGCAGCCAAAAUGCCUCAGUCAAUAUCCAGCGGUCGUUUGAUGCGGGACCGGUCCCAGUCCAGUUUCUCUGUGUCCUAUAAGAACAUGAAAAAGAGUCCGUCCCUGCAGUCUUUGGACAACAUCUCCAUAGACAGCUACCUGAUGGAGGACGGAGACACGUGCAGCCUGCUUGAGAGGGAUGACGUGUCCAUCUCCGGCUUCAAAGACGUGGCAAGUGAGCAGAGCGCCACUGAGAGUGCCAAUGAGGCUUUGACCAGCUUGGAGCAGGAAGGAGGUGUGUCCCCCGACACUGUCAGUGCCACCUCCCAGAGUAUUGACGAACCCACCAAAGACAUGGUGUCGGUGCUGGUGCUAAAGGUGCAGUCGGUGUGCGUGGGCAUGGAGGUGGUGGGUGAGAGCACAGCAGUGGCCCUGGAGGUGGGCGAGGUCCGACCCAACCAGUUGGGCAACGUCAGCCUCAGACAGUACCUCAGCAACCGCAGCCUGGGUGGCGGGGAGAGCCAGUCAGGGGCACGGGGGGCCCAACAGCGGGCAGAGGUGCGGGCUCGCCUUGAGAGCGGGCCCUGCGCCGCCACCCACUCCCCACUGGCCGAGCGAAACGGCUUCCUGCAGCUGCGUCUCCACGGCUACCGCGCCAGCUUCCUGAUGUCCACGCUGCGGAACCUGGCCCACUUCCUAGAGGACGACUCGGCCCCCCAGGUCCUGCCCAUGGAGAUUAGUGUCAGGGAUGCUCACAUUGACAUCAAGGAUGAUGGCCCACGUGACAACCCAGCAGACCCAGAGCCCACUCCCAUCACUCUUCACGUGGACAGUCUCAUCAUUCACAGAGGAGACGAUGGCUCCUUCUCCAUAGGAGUGGACAGUGCAGCAGAGUCCAAACCCAGGAAAGAGAGCACGCAGAUUGACAGCACUCUCAGCCCUGUCCCCGAGGCCUCAGGAGCGGUCGUUGGCAUUCCAAAGGCUACACAGACCCAAGCCCCACCCAUCAGCCCAUCUCCAUCUAGCAGAGAAAAGAUGCUAAUGGAAGAGAAUGAGUGCUUGAAAGUGGAGCUGUCCAGGGCUAAGAUGGCGCUGGCUGAGGCUCAGAUGGAGAAAGACUCCCUGCUGCACCACAUGAAGAAUCUCAAAGUCAGCACCAGCUAGGCCGGGCUGUGUGUCUCUGCAGCCAGCUGUCCAGCCGCCACCGGUCCCCCACAAUAAAGUACUUACCACUGGAGCGCAGCGGCGAGAGGGGGCUGAUGGAUACACCAAAAGUAACUCAUGGCAACAGCAACAAGUAAUAAAUAAAAAAGGGGGCAUCUCUUGACUCUUUAUGCUACAUUUCGCCUGACCUUCCUAUGCCCGUUUGAAGAGGGAGCCACAGCGUCACGUGACGCUUCAUGCUGAUUUCCUCCACAAAGCGAUCCAGUGUCCAUUCCCAGACUCAAAAGUGCACAUUUUACACAAUCGUCGUCAGUCUUUUUAGCAUCUGUGUCAGUGUCUAAUGUUCUUAACUGUUGAUGCCAUCUCUACUCCAUCUACCAAACUGGUUGAGGGGGGGGGCAGAUGGUAGGCAGUGGGGGAAGAUGAGUGUGCGGGUGUGAAGUAAGAGGACACAAGUGUGACAUCUAUAGAUUUUCGUAGAGUUUAGCCUACAGUGUACACAGCCUUAAGGUCAGCUUUGGCCUUCCUACACUGUCUCUAUUGUGUCGGUUGUUUGAGUAAAAAAAAAACACAAAUCAUCCACGUCAGCCCAUGGUCACUACUAAGUACCACAGGUACGAAGGAACACUGAAUGUUCUACCUUUGGAGGAAUGUCUUAAAAAUAGACUUAUUUUGCACUGCACUGUAAGUUAUAAUUUAGUGGUUUCAUAUGGGGGGAGGGGGGGAGAAGAGCCCUUCCUCGGGGUGUGUAUAGCAUAGUGUAUAUUGUAUCUUAAGAAUGUGAAGUGCACACACACGCUCAAGACUUUUUUUCUACAGUCUGAAUGGUGAUGGGGAGUGUGUGCGUGGUGACGGCAUGCACGUAUGAUAACGGCGUGUGUGUGCACACAUGUGCGCGUGUCUAGUCAGAACAAGCAUUUCAUCACAGCAAGAAAAUAAGAUGAUGUCGAUAAACGUUUCAUUCCAAAUUUAUCACCAGUCCCUGAACAAUGUCCUAUUGCACUGCUGCCUCCCCCCCCCCCAACACCCACACACACACACACACACACACACACACAUAUUGUUUUUCUAUGUGUAAAUAACUAGUUGGACGUGCAGCACUUAUAAAAGUCCAGCCGGGUCAGCGGACACUUCCUGGUCGACUGUCAGCGAGUGAGUCGAGACAGCACAUUGCCCUUCUAUUAGUCAAUUAACAUAAGCAUACUAAUAACAUGUGCUGUUUACUUAAUCCUGGAAAUCACUGGCGAGUAACACGGACAUGUUCAAGUUGCCUGGCUAUA
Messenger RNA from Lampris incognitus (smalleye Pacific opah), 6182 nucleotides. RefSeq names its product bridge-like lipid transfer protein family member 3B (gene bltp3b). The coding region runs from base 619 to 4902 and encodes 1427 amino acids. The record is from RefSeq and is a predicted model, not a curated record. The transcript has 22 exons. NCBI's taxonomy places the organism in Eukaryota, Metazoa, Chordata, Actinopteri, Lampriformes, Lampridae.